Umbelopsis ramanniana AG is the source of this 418-nucleotide messenger RNA. RefSeq lists its product as uncharacterized. Lineage: Eukaryota; Fungi; Mucoromycota; Umbelopsidomycetes; Umbelopsidales; Umbelopsidaceae. The record is from RefSeq and is a predicted model, not a curated record. The transcript has a single exon. Bases 23 to 268 code for a protein of 81 amino acids.
CUGAGUUGAGAGAUCACGAUGAAUGUCUCAACGGCUAAACACUUAUAUUUACAUCUUUAUUCAGCAGCAAUUUUAUGACAGCAGUGAAGUGAUCGCCAAUAUGGCCAAUUCUGGCUCCACGAUUGAUAGUGAGAUUUUUAAAGACGCCAAAUACAUUUCUCAUCUAGGACCGAAUAUCCUUCCAACCGCCGGUGUAAUUUUUGUCAAUAUAGCCCUUACAUUAUCACCCAAACAUGAUACUUUUGAUUCUGCGUCAAGCUUGCAAUAGGUGGCUUACUGAAUGCCAUGGUGGAUAAAGAGCCCAUUUUGCUCUCUAGAUAUUCUCCUAGUGCCUAUAUCAACUUCAUAAGAGUUUUCAAGGACACAAUCAAAUAUAGGUAGGUAAGAACGGAGCCAUCAACAAACUCAUGCUAGCCUC